AUGAAAAAUCUGAAUAGAUUCCGUCCGAAAGCUGCAAACGCACUCGUUCAAGAAGUUCUCGCUGAAAAACUGGGAGGACUAGCCGCCUAUGACGUCGAUGAAGCGGAUAAAAUAUCCAAAGACAUUUCAGCGACCAUCCGUGAGCGGCUGAAAGGUGAAUAUCUUUCUUUUUAGGGGAUCUGAUACUAUUGUAGGUCUUCAACUGCCACGUUACAAGUACGUCGUCCAAACACUCGUCUCCGAGCAAUGCGGAAAUGGAGCGACGUAACGACUAAUGUGUUAGAGCGGAAGUCUGCAUGAAUUUAUUAUUCAGAACGGCAAUUCAGUGCGUCUGGGACGAGGAUUGCGAUGCCUACGUUCAUCAGAGAUACGUCACGGUUAGUGAAGUAUAAAGCGGAAAACGAGACUUGCAAACUCAAAAUCAUAAAAAGUCACAGCCCGGCCCAGCCCGCGGCAAGUCUGGUUCUUAACAAUGAUUGUACCUAUUUCAGGGCUCGAUUUGGUGCGAGGUUCUCGUGUUCGCCAUCUUCCACUACUAG
Caenorhabditis sp. 36 PRJEB53466 is the source of this 539-nucleotide messenger RNA. NCBI's taxonomy places the organism in Eukaryota, Metazoa, Nematoda, Chromadorea, Rhabditida, Rhabditidae. The record is from the annotation of a GenBank genome assembly.